GCUUUCUCGCAGGACAGCCGUUUGUAGCCCCGGUGCAUGCUGGUGCCUUCCCCGCUCUUCUGUCGGGAUCCGCCGCUAACGUGAAGCUGUCAUUGAUGUGGUUCUAGUGGUGCGGACACAGAGCUUCUUCAGACAUGUCUGUGAGGGAGUCUUUUAACCCUGAAAGCUAUGAGCUGGACAAGAACUUCAGGCUCACACGGUUUGCUGAGCUCAAAGGCACAGGCUGCAAGGUCCCCCAAGAUGUGUUACAGAAGCUGCUAGAAACCCUGCAAGAGAACCACUAUCAAGAGGAUGAACAGUUCCUGGGGGCGGUUAUGCCUCGAUUAGGCAUUGGCAUGGACACGUGUGUGAUCCCCCUCCGGCAUGGUGGCCUUUCUCUUGUCCAGACAACAGACUACAUCUAUCCCAUUGUGGAUGACCCUUACAUGAUGGGAAGAAUUGCUUGUGCCAAUGUUCUAAGUGACCUGUACGCCAUGGGAGUUACUGAGUGUGACAACAUGUUGAUGCUUCUGGGAGUCAGCAACAAAAUGUCAGAGAAAGAGAGAGACAAAGUCAUGCCACUGGUCAUCCAGGGAUUCAAAGAUGCAUCAGAGGAGGCGGGGACGUCUGUAACAGGCGGUCAGACGGUGCUCAACCCCUGGGUAGUGAUGGGAGGAGUUGCAACAACAGUUUGCCAGCCCAAUGAGUUUAUCAUGCCAGACAAUGCAGUGCCAGGAGAUGUGUUGGUGUUGACCAAACCACUUGGAACACAAGUGGCAGUUGCAGUGCAUCAGUGGCUAGAUAUUCCUGAAAAAUGGAACAAGAUCAAGCUGGUGGUGACGCAGGAGGACGUAGAGCUGGCCUACCAUGAAGCCAUGAUGAAUAUGGCUCGGCUCAACAGGACAGCUGCGGGUCUCAUGCACACGUUCAAUGCUCAUGCAGCGACCGAUAUCACAGGGUUUGGCAUCCUCGGCCACGCUCAGACGUUGGCACGACAACAACGAAGUGAGGUGUCUUUUGUCAUCCACAACCUCCCAGUGCUCGCCAAGAUGGCCGCCGUGUCUAAAGCCUGUGGGAACAUGUUCGGGCUCAUGCAUGGCACCUGUCCUGAAACAUCAGGAGGCCUGCUUAUUUGUUUACCUCGAGAACAAGCUGCCCGCUUCUGUGCCGAGAUCAAAUCCCCAAAAUACGGAGAAGGUCAUCAAGCAUGGAUCAUCGGGAUUGUAGAGAAAGGAAACCGCACUGCUCGCAUCAUUGACAAACCACGAAUCAUAGAAGUGGCACCACAGGCAGCCACACAGAAUGUCAAUCCAACACCUGGUGCAACUUCUUAAACCUCCUCUGUUGCAUCACAGACCGGACCCCAAAAGCUCUGAGUGAUUUUAGACACAUAAACUACAGAACCAUCCUAGAGUGUUGAAAUAUAUACACAAAUAGUAUGUACACAGAAAAGACUGGGUUGGCGUGCCAUCAACAUGAAAACAGCUCCACACAGUGGCCCCGUGGGGGCACAUCACUACCCAGUGGACUCAACCUGCAGUAUCCCCGCGAUAAAAAUUGGUAAGAAAUAGAGCAUUCUUAAAAUUCACUUGCUUUUGUUGUCUAUUGUAUUCUGUUAUGUUCAGUGUGCUUGACUGGCAGGCAGCUUCUGAUAGGAGAUAAUCUGAUACUGCUGAUUCAUUUUGAAUCAUUAGGAAGUCUGGAGUCGGUUGCCUCUUUGGCUCUCUUAAAACUGCUCUCAUCAAACCAUGGUGGCGUUUUUGUUUAUUGUUCAUUUACUUUGUUGUACAGUUAUACAGCUGAGUUUUAGUUCAUUGUUGUAACUGAUGCCUUGAAAGAAAAUAAGUGCGACCAGAAUGGCUUGUUUUUUAUUACUUUGACUUUUUGUAUUGUCCCUGCAUAAACUAAUAAACCAUCAUCUAUUUGAAA
Messenger RNA from Neolamprologus brichardi, 1908 nucleotides. RefSeq names its product selenophosphate synthetase 1 (gene sephs1). The record is from RefSeq and is a predicted model, not a curated record. Gene Ontology annotation, molecular function: selenide, water dikinase activity; ATP binding. Gene Ontology annotation, cellular component: cytoplasm. Lineage: Eukaryota; Metazoa; Chordata; Actinopteri; Cichliformes; Cichlidae. Gene Ontology annotation, biological process: L-selenocysteine biosynthetic process.